Molecule: messenger RNA, 930 nt
Organism: Miscanthus lutarioriparius
Lineage: Eukaryota; Viridiplantae; Streptophyta; Magnoliopsida; Poales; Poaceae
Source: the annotation of a GenBank genome assembly
AUGAGCGCGGCCGGGCGAGCCCCGUGCGGCCUGCCGCGCAUCGGCCUGGGCACGGCGGUGCAGGGCCCGCGGCCGGACCCCGUCCGCGCCGCGGUGCUCCGCGCCAUCCAGCUCGGCUACCGCCACUUCGACACGGCCGCGCACUACGCCACCGAGGCGCCCAUCGGGGACGCCGCCGCCGAGGCCGUGCGGACGGGCGCCGUCGCCUCCGCGGGAGCUCUUCAUCACGUCCAAGGUCUGGUUAUUAUAUCGGCGCAACCAUCCAUAUGCAGCAAUCUCCAGAUGGAGUACGUGGACCUCUACAUGGUCCACUGGCCCGUGACCAUGAAGGCCGGGAGGUUCACGGCCCCCUUCACGCCCGAGGACUUCGAGCCAUUCGACAUGCGGGCCGUGUGGGAGGCCAUGGAGGAGUGCCACCGCCUGGGCCUCGCCAAGGCCAUCGGCGUCUGCAACUUCUCCUGCAAGAAGCUCGAGACCCUGCUGUCCUUCGCCACCAUCCCUCCCGUCGUCAAUCAGGUUGAGAUCAACCCAGUGUGGCAGCAGCAUAAGCUGAGGGAGUUCUGCAGGGAGAAGGGCAUCCAGCUAUGCGCCUACUCGCCCCUGGGCGCCAAGGGCACGCACUGGGGCAGCGACUCGGUGAUGGACUCCUGUGUCCUGCACGAGAUCGCCAAGUCCAAGGGCAAAACCGUGGCACAGGUGUGCCUGAGGUGGGUGUACGAGCAGGGCGACUGCCUGAUCGUGAAGAGCUUCGACGAGGGGCGGAUGAAGGAGAACCUGGACAUCGUGGGCUGGGAGCUGACGGAGGAGGAGAGGCAGCGCAUCAGCAAGAUCCCCCAGCGGAAGAUCAACCAGGGCCGCCGCUACGUCUCCGAGCUGGGGCCGUACAAGUCCCUCGAGGAGCUCUGGGACGGCGAGAUACAAUACAAGUAA